CUUUGUCUCCCUUACAUGUCUCGUUCUUUCCUUCCCUUUGCACUGUCAGACUGGUUUCCUUGCCUCUUGGUAGGGAUUUGCCUUUGUGAUGACAAAGCGAGCCAGGCUUUUUGUAAUGGGUGGAAAUGCUGUGUGUUUGGCUACAGCCAGCUGACUUUUGGCUCAGGGACCAGGCUGUCCGUCCAACCAAAGGUUGUUCCAUCUCCUUCGGUCUACAGGCUGACCACUAAAGAUGAUGAGAAUUUGGAAAUGUGCCUUAUCACAGAUUAUGCCCCUAAAAACCUUAAUGUUAAAUCAGACUCAGCUGAUAGUAAGACUGAAGCUGUUGUGGAGGUGGAAACAUCUGAGAAUAAACAGGAAGCAAGCUACCUGACAACCUACUGGGCCAAGAAAGAUAAAAUGGAGUGUGGUGCAGAGGAUGAGAACGCUGGAAAAUUAGAAGGAAAGGAUCCUGAAAGCGGUGCCAGCACUGUCUGUGUAACAGGGAUGUCACCACACUUCAAGACAGAUGAAAACCUGAACAUGCUGUCUUUCACACAGCUGGGCCUGAAAAUAAUUUUAAUGAAAGGAGUAAUUUUUAAUGUGGUGAUGACAAUCCUUAUGUGGAAGAAAAAAGAAUGAAUGUAACCAGUGAAGACAUAAGUACCAAAAAAAUCUGCUGAGAAUCUUUACAGGAGCAUCGGGUGCAAGAGGGAACACAGGCCAGCGUUCCUGUUGCAACAGAUAUCACAUUGUGUUUUCUGUACAUCAAAAAAGUCAUUAUAGUCUAAAUUGCUUUAUUUGCAUUUUUAAAAGCUGCGCAGAGAUAUGCUUACAAUUCUCAGCAUUGUGCUCUCCCACAGAUCUGAUUCAUUUAGCAUGACGAUGACUUUCUUUUAUUUUUUUUUUGGCUGAAGAGCAGAUUGCUUCUCAGAGUAUUCAUUUGCAACUGAAAUGGCAAAGGGAGUCUUAGUCAGGGUGCUAUGCACCAUUUCUUUUCUGACUUUUGCUGUCCGAGCAGGGUGCUAUGCACCAUUUCUUUUCUGACUUUUGCUGUCCGAGCAAGGUGUUCCUCCCUCUAACCCCACCCCAUCCCCCCCAAAAGAAAAAAAAAUGCUGCUAGGUCUCCCAGAAGUCCUUAAAUUAGUAAAAUUCUUGCUUCUCUAUCACAGAAGAAUGCUUUUUGCCAUUUUUUUAAAGUCCACAUGGCCUUUGGAUGCUAUUAAAUAAUCAUUACCAAUAAUAA
This is a messenger RNA of Anas platyrhynchos (mallard), 1225 nucleotides long. Its product is annotated as M1-specific T cell receptor alpha chain. NCBI's taxonomy places the organism in Eukaryota, Metazoa, Chordata, Aves, Anseriformes, Anatidae. The record is from RefSeq and is a predicted model, not a curated record.